ACGUGCCUAGAAUCUAGCAGACGAAUUUGCGUUUGUGUGUCGCACUUGUUCUCGUAAAAAGUGAGGCUAAAUUUUUCGUUCUGUUUACGUUUUUCUAUUAUUAUCAUUAUCAUUUAUUAAAAAACAAAAAUCACUCGACCGUAACUCGUGUCGAGUGGACACACAGUGCAAUAAUGUUACGCUCAUUGUUAACGUUGCAACGCUCGAUUCAACGGAACACCGGCACGACGUUCGUUCGUCAUUUGAACGAAGAUCGCGUGAAGCGAACCUUUCAAUAUCGCAUACAGAAGCAUUUUGACGAGAUUUUAAAAAAACAGCCAGAAAAGAAUGAAGCUGUGUCAACGAGAAUCGACCACCUCAUGACGGACAACAAACCGGCUCCACGGCCGGAAAAUUUCAAUCAAGAAUAUCAGCAAUGUCAAGUGGCUCUGGCGAAUUUUAAAGAAAUUCGCGAUAAUGUCGUUAUACGAGAAAAACUUAUAAACAUGGAUUACAAACUUUCAAAUAUAUUGAUUCACUUGAAACCGCAUGAAAUAUUUAGAUUUCUUGCAUCUCUCAGUAGUAUAUCCAGAUUGGAAUUGACAGCCAUGGAAUUUUAUGAAAAGGCUAUGGCAAUUUUGAUUCAGUUAGCAAUGACUGGUACACUGAAUAAUCAUGAACUUGUUCAGCUGUUGUAUUUUGUUUCCUUGAAAAGUCAUAACCAGGAACAGAUUGAGAAUCUAAAGCCAUUCUUACCAGAUAUUGACGAUCUCUGUUUAAUGGAAAAGUGCAUAGUGGCUUGGGUAAUGCAAAAAUCAUCAAUUAAGUUGCAUCUAAGACAAGCUAAAAUGUUGGAAAAAGUUGUUGAAGAAGACUUUAAAAGUAUCAUUGAUGAUCCUCAAUUAUUUGUUCCAAUAUGCAAGAGUGUUAUUAUAAGUGAGGCAAGCGAUAGUUUAUGUUUACAAAAAUUGAGUGAUGCUAUUUUGACAUCAAACAAAGAAACAAACAACUUGAAUUUUGGUGCUGUAGCUCACACUUUAGCUCUGUACGCUGAUGCUUUAAUUAUGGACUCAAAAGUUGUUGAUUCACUUGUCAAAACGGGUGUAAAAGCAAUUCAAAAUGAUAUGAAUACAAAUAAAAAUAUGUUGCAAAUCUCUGAUGUAAAUACAUUUUUAUGGAGUUUGAGUCACCUAGGAACAAUUUUGUCAUUGAGUGAAAAAUUAAUUGUGAGAAGUUUUGUUGAACACAGAUGGACAGAAUAUACAUCAAAAGAUAAUCUUGGAAUGUUAGUUGAUAGUAUGCUAAGUUUAAAUAUGCUUAGGUGUUGGAGUACAAAGCUAUUGAAAAUUUGUUUAUCGGAAAACUUAUUCGCACCAGUCAUUAGGAGAUCAUACCAUUGGAAAAUACAAACAAAGCUUCAGUUACUAAUAGCACAAAUCUCUCUUGAAAUGAAGAUGAGAGUGCCAAAGUCACUCGUAAAGCCCUUGAAAGUUGGUUACAGAAUUUCAGAUCGCUUAGAAAUUGUAAAAAAUGUAGCGAAUAAACUUGUGGCAAGGGGACUGAUCAGUCAGAUGAUAAUCGAGUGCCCUGUCAAAGCGAUUGUUAUUCCCGGUGUGACGCUGAUCACCGAAAAAGAAAUUUAUCACAUCGAUGUAUUGGAUAAUUCAACUUGUUUAAAAAACACAUUUAUGCCACACGGAUUGAUGAAUUUAAAAUUGCGCCUUUUGUCGCGCUUGAGACUGAGACAAAUUAUGAUCAAAGCAGAUGUUUUUAAUUCGGAUAUCCAAAUCGUUGAAAGAGAAAUCGAAGAUAUUAUACUGCUCAACAUAAAGCAUGGAUCAGCUUUAAAUGUCAAGCAUUUAAUAAGCUUCGAAGUAUGACCAAAAGAUGAGUCCACGAUCUUAAUGAUUUUGU
Messenger RNA from Trichogramma pretiosum, 1893 nucleotides. RefSeq lists its product as uncharacterized. The record is from RefSeq and is a predicted model, not a curated record. NCBI's taxonomy places the organism in Eukaryota, Metazoa, Arthropoda, Insecta, Hymenoptera, Trichogrammatidae. The transcript has 4 exons. Bases 174 to 1859 code for a protein of 561 amino acids.